AAAAACGACGCAACUUCCGCUUUCGUUUCCGGCGCACAUCCCGGUUAAACUUGACAACUUUCCCCUCCACGAGAACGUUAAACAGAAAGCGGUCAAAAAUGUUAAAAAUGAUCAAGUUAAUCUCCGUCCUGCUGCUCAGCCCGAUGACGUCCUCAGUGAAGGACUCCCUCAGUUUUUUCCUGACCGCCACCUUGGGGGUGCCCAAGAUGCCCAAGUUCAUGGGUGUGGUGAUGGUGAAUAACGAGCCGGUGGGCUACUAUGACAGCCACACCAACGUGGCGGUGCACAAGCAGACCUGGGUCCAGGAGUACCUGAAGAAGGACCGGCAGCACCUGGAAUGGUACGCCGACCAGUGCCGGGCCCACCAGAGCGACUUCAACGCAGACAUUUACAACCUGAAGCGCCGUUCCAACCAGACGGGAGGCGUGCACAUCCUCCAGCGGGUGAGCGGCUGCGAGGUCGACAAGGGCACGGGCGCAGUGAGCGGUUUUAACCGCUACGGCUACAACGGCGAGGACUUCAUCUUGCUGGACAUGGACACGGAGACCUGGAUCGCACCCCAGCGGGCGGCGGAACUCACCAAAGUGAGAUGGGACGCCGAGGUGGCCACCAUCCAAUUCAUGAAGCACUUCUACCUGAACGACUGCGCCCAGUGGAUCGACAACUACAUGGUCUACGCGAGGAAGUUCCUGGACAGAACAGUGCACCCCAAGGUGGCGCUCCUCCAGAAGAUGCCCUGGUCGGUGGUCUGCUGCCACGCCACAGGCUUCUACCCGGACCACACAGCCAAGAUGUUCUGGAGGAAAGAUGGCAAGGAGGUCCGAAACCACGUGGCAGCCGGGGAGAUCCUGCCCAACCACGACGGAACCUUCCAGAAGAGCGUGUACCUCAACGUUUCUGCCGUUCCGGAGGAUGAGUGGGCUGAGUACGAGUGCGUCUUUUAUUUUGACAACGGCGCCCAGGACGAGAUGGUCACCGCGCUGGACAAAGCUGUGAUCAAAACCAACGAUUUGCUGCCCGGUUCGGUGUUUGGAGGAACUGUGAUGGUUCUGCUCCUUCUCGCGGCCGGCGUUCUCGUGGCCGGCGUUCUUGUGGCUUGCAGGUUUCGGAGAAGAAAAGAUAGCGGUGAGUACCAGAAAUUCAUGAGAAUACUGAUCCAUGUUCUCCUUCCCUCUUUCUGUCUCAAGAUUCCACUCUGUGACCGUUAAGACCACUUUGUUUGGGAACAUACUGGAGAGAUCUAUUGAUUGAUGAAUUGAUCAAUUGAUUGGAAUGUUUUGUCCUUCAGGCAUACGACUUCUACCAGGUCAGCACACGCAUGCUGUACAAUUUGAUGACAGCUAACUUGUUGUGAUGGUGUUUUUAAAUCCAAAUGUGAAAGAGCCAUCAAGUUGUUUUUCGACUGUAAAUUAACUGGAUUUUUAUUAU
Messenger RNA from Phyllopteryx taeniolatus (common seadragon), 1428 nucleotides. Its product is annotated as major histocompatibility complex class I-related gene protein-like. The record is from RefSeq and is a predicted model, not a curated record. The transcript has 5 exons. Lineage: Eukaryota; Metazoa; Chordata; Actinopteri; Syngnathiformes; Syngnathidae. Gene Ontology annotation, cellular component: external side of plasma membrane. The coding region runs from base 99 to 1208 and encodes 369 amino acids. Gene Ontology annotation, biological process: immune response.